AUGACGUUGAAGUCGGUCGUGAUUCGCGAUCUGGUUUCUCACAUUACGUCGUAUACACAAGUGCUUCAACUCAGUUUGAUAACCCUGUCUCUCGGCUCAUUAUGGACUCAACAAAAGUCUCAAGACCAGGUGCAUGUUGCAAUCAGAAACUUGACCGACGAAAUUCGAGCCGCGAACCUCAUCUCACGUACGGGCAAAGGCCAACGACGACCAUCAAAUGAAUGGGACGACGAAAGUGACACAAGGUUGGAUGAAUCUAAUUCAGUCACGAGAGAGAUCCAAGCCUGGCGAAUGUCAGCCGACGAAGUGGCAGCCGCAGUCACUUUGCAAAAUGCAGACCAACACCACUCGUUCCUGUCAUUUAACUCGUCGUACACCAAGUUAGCAUCGGGAAAGGACCAGGACUCUAAACAAGCGUCAGGUGACGUUGAUUCGGACGAUUGGGACCCUGAGCCCGAACAUCCAGAUGGACCAAGCAAAGACAUCCUCAGCCACCAGUACGACGCGAACCAAGAAAUAGUCGACCGCUUGGUAGACUGCGGUAUAUUCCUCCGAGCUUCGCUAUAUCAAAAGAGGGGCAUCGAGAUCCGAGAACAGCUUAGCCAGCCAGGAUACGAUGUCGACUUCAGCUUUGCCGAACAAGCAGUCAUGAAUGAGCGACUCGCUGAUAUCCUGUUAAGAAGUGAAACAGGAGAGGAGAUCGUUGAGGCGAAGGGUAUUUUGCAGGACCUGCUCCAGGAAGAGGUGAAACAGCCCGAGGAGUUUCGGGAUGACGAACGGCGAAGUCGUUUAUAUCACGACCUCGGGAGCCUCUACAUCAGACUCGGUAAUCUGAGACAGGCAAAGACGUUUCUGAGUCGGGCUCUCGAAGGCCGGAAGAACCAAGAGCCCAUCCCAGUUGAAUUAGUGCAGGAAACAGCAGACUUGUACAUCAAGGCUCUGCAACUCGACGGGGCAUUUGACGAAGCGCGCGGUGUGGAAGUCUGGGUCAACACCGUCAUCAUCCCGCUGACGAGCCGUCCGGCGUCGCCUCCUGAUUCAGACUCUGUACCAGACGCCAGGAGACCUUCCUCUAUGGGCGAGCUUUCCCAAGCUUUUCAGUGGUGUCGCGAAAAUGGGUUUGACAUUGAUGUCCCGACUGGCUUCCGCUUCGAUACUUGCGACUUCAUGACACGAACUUCGCCGCUCCACAAAGCCAUCCAAGACGAGAAUCUCGAAGUGUUGAGGCAAAUGGUGGGACAUGUAGUCAGUCUCGAGAACGGAGGCAACGUUGGUCUACCGACGCCCUUGCUGCUUGCCGCAUCAACCAGGAACCGUGACAGCGUCGGGCUGUUGUUGCAGACGGGCGCGCGGGCCGACGUUCGCGAUAGUGCUGGUCUGAGUCUCCUGCACCGAUGCCAGAACAAAUCCGGCGGUGUCAAUGCUGCCCGACUUUUACUCAAGGACACCCCCAACCUCUUGGACCUCAUCGAUAAUUCAGGAAAGACGGCACUGUACAUGGCGUGCGAGAUGGGGAAUGAGACAAUGGUUCGGUUCUUGCUUGGCGAGGGAGCCGAUCCAAAUAUCUGCCAUCAGACGAAGAGAUCGCAGACGUCUUCUUCCCCCUACCUGAACAACAACAAUGUGUGCACUCCUCUGAUUGCUGCGAUCCAGGUGGUGGCAACCAAAAGCUCCCGCAAAAUCGGCAUGAUCGAAGUGCUCCUUUCCCACGGCGCGGAUCCUCGCUUGACCGAUGCCAACGGCAGAAACGCUUUCCAGGCGGCUUCCAACUGCGGACUGGCUGGGUCGGAGAUCAAGCGACUCCUUCAGCAGUAUUCGCAGACGUCGACUCGAAAGUCUAGUGAUGCAUCCACAUCGACCAUCUUCACUAGGUCAUCGACUUCCAGUGACCAUGUGUCUCAUGGAUCGAGCCGGAGGAGCACCCUCAUGAGAUUUUGGAGCAAGUCAGAGUCUUCUCAUUCAGGUGUUGGUUCGGUGCCGGAGGGGGAAUAG
Messenger RNA from Colletotrichum acutatum, 1992 nucleotides. Its product is annotated as ankyrin repeat-containing domain protein. The record is from RefSeq and is a predicted model, not a curated record. The transcript has 2 exons. The coding region runs from base 1 to 1992 and encodes 663 amino acids. Gene Ontology annotation, molecular function: protein binding. NCBI's taxonomy places the organism in Eukaryota, Fungi, Ascomycota, Sordariomycetes, Glomerellales, Glomerellaceae.